Molecule: messenger RNA, 1146 nt
Organism: Mus musculus (house mouse)
Lineage: Eukaryota; Metazoa; Chordata; Mammalia; Rodentia; Muridae
Gene: Pou4f3
Product: POU domain, class 4, transcription factor 3
Exons: 2
Coding region: 47-1063 (338 amino acids)
Biological process (GO): sensory perception; positive regulation of transcription by RNA polymerase II; regulation of DNA-templated transcription
Cellular component (GO): nucleoplasm; nucleus; cytoplasm
Molecular function (GO): DNA-binding transcription factor activity; DNA binding; DNA-binding transcription activator activity, RNA polymerase II-specific
Source: RefSeq, marked validated
AGCUUGAUUCCAUGUCCCCCGCUGCCUCCCUGCCAGACUCCCGAAGAUGAUGGCCAUGAACGCCAAGCAGCCUUUCGGCAUGCACCCCGUACUGCAAGAACCCAAAUUCUCCAGCCUACACUCCGGCUCUGAGGCCAUGCGCCGAGUUUGUCUCCCAGCCCCGCAGCUGCAGGGUAAUAUAUUUGGAAGCUUUGAUGAGAGCCUGCUGGCACGCGCCGAAGCUCUGGCGGCGGUGGAUAUCGUCUCCCACGGCAAGAAUCAUCCGUUCAAGCCCGACGCCACCUACCAUACCAUGAGCAGCGUGCCCUGCACUUCUACCUCGCCCACGGUGCCCAUCUCUCACCCGGCUGCACUCACCUCGCACCCGCAUCACGCGGUACAUCAGGGCCUCGAGGGCGACUUACUUGAGCACAUCUCGCCCACGCUGAGCGUGAGUGGCCUAGGGGCCCCGGAGCACUCGGUGAUGCCGGCGCAGAUCCACCCGCAUCAUCUAGGCGCCAUGGGCCACUUGCAUCAGGCCAUGGGCAUGAGUCACCCGCAUGCCGUAGCACCGCACAGUGCCAUGCCCGCGUGUCUCAGCGAUGUGGAGUCAGACCCUCGAGAGCUGGAAGCGUUCGCCGAGCGCUUCAAGCAGAGGCGCAUCAAGUUGGGGGUCACCCAGGCGGACGUGGGCGCGGCUUUAGCCAAUCUUAAGAUCCCCGGUGUGGGCUCGCUCAGCCAGAGCACCAUCUGCAGGUUCGAGUCUCUUACUCUGUCGCACAACAACAUGAUCGCUCUCAAGCCGGUCCUCCAGGCCUGGCUGGAGGAGGCCGAGGCCGCCUACCGAGAGAAGAACAGCAAGCCAGAGCUCUUCAACGGCAGUGAGCGUAAGCGCAAACGCACGUCCAUCGCCGCGCCAGAGAAGCGCUCACUCGAAGCCUAUUUCGCCAUCCAGCCACGUCCUUCAUCCGAGAAGAUCGCGGCCAUCGCGGAGAAACUGGACCUUAAAAAGAAUGUGGUGAGGGUCUGGUUCUGUAACCAGAGACAGAAACAGAAACGAAUGAAAUACUCUGCUGUCCACUGAUUGCGGCGGGUGCUGCGUCCGGAGGAGCCUGGAGAGCCUAAUGGCAUCGCCCCCUUCCGAUGGGAGGGGACGUUACGGGACAC